AGUCAUGCAUUGCACUGGAUGGGUUGUUACUUUGGCCCUCCUCCGAGUUUAAUGUUCUGGCAUAACAAGUUUAAUCAGCAACAAAAGGAUAAUCAGUCGACUGUUGCUGCUGGUGCUACUCCGACUCCGACUCCUGCUAAUGGUCAUGGUCAUGGUGAUCGAAUACCUUCACCUUCAGCACGUUUCCUCUCUCCUUCAAAUAGGCGUACAUCACCACAGAACCUCGAGUCAACCAAACACAACCCACCACCGCCAUCUCCCUCUCCCUCCCAACCAUCCAAAGCACAAACAGGAUGGACCUUAUCCCACAGUCCUACAAUCCCUACGAUAUCCCACGAGCAGCCCCCUCCCCCUCCUCAAGUCCCAGCAGAAAAAUACGACAAGCUGAAGCGGCGAUAUCUUGAUCUCAGGACGCAGAGAGAGGACUUGACUCUCCAGUUCCAGGCGAUGGUUGCUCAGAACGCGAGGUUGAGGAGGGAAAAAGACGCGUUACUCGACAUGUUGGAAAAACAUCAUAUAAGGCUGGAGGAACCUCUGAUUGCCCCACACACCACGUCGCUCCCUGCACCUCUUCCCUCCCCCCUGCCGCACCCGCUGCCUUCGCUGUCUUCCCUAUCGUCGCUGCCGUCGAGGGCGUCUGCAACCUCUGGCUCUGGCUCUGGCUCUGGCUCUGGCUCAGGGUCGGGGUUGGGGUCGGGGGGGAGCACGCCUUCCCCGCUUACGAGGGUCGGACCUAACUUCCCCAGCAUCAGCACCGGCACGAUCCCCGCCAUCCUACACCGGUCCAACCCCAACCCACCCAGGGCCGACAACUCUAACAACUCCGACAACCCCAACCUCCCCGAGCUUCUUCCUCGUCCAGCACCUCCCUCCCUGACCAGACCUGCGCCCCAGCCUCAGCCACAGCCACAAACGCAGCAAGCAGGACUCUGGAUCCUCCCUGGAGUAGCGGACCGCCUCCCCCCUCUCCCGCCGCAGCCGCUAGCUCUCCCAGCAGAAGGGAAGGAUCUUCCCAGGCUUGGAGCUGGAUGUCUUGGGGAGGAAGAGCGAGGGGUGGGUCUUGCGGUUGGGGGGUAUGGGAAGGAGAGGGAUUGUGCUUGGGAUAGGGAUAGGGAGUGGGACAGGAACAGGGGCAGGGGCAGAAUAUGGACGUGGGAUCCACCUGCAGGUCCUGCCGCAAGGGCGGGCGCCAGCACCAGUAAAGGGAAAGGGAAAGAACGCGCGUCGCCGAUACUUGGGACUGCUGAAAGACCGUUCGAUGUUGAUGAUGUUGGCAGUGAUGAGGGGUUGGGUUCGGGAGGAGGAGGAGGUGGGGGUGGGGUUGCUGAGGGGGGAGGGAGAGGAGGGGGAGGGGGAGAUGCGAGGCUUAGAGCGCUGGGGGCUGCUGCGGCUCUUUCUGCUGGCGGACGGUCGAAUGGCAGCGGCACAAGCACUGGCAGCCGAAAUGGGAGUACGACUGCGAGUGGGAAUGGGAACGGGAUGGACAGUCUUCCCCCUUUGCCGCUGCCGCUUACCCAGCGGGAACUCCUUCGUACAAGGGAGCACCUACCUCUGCCCCUUCCCCUUCCCCCUCCGCCAGCGCCACUCGCGGGCCCAGUACCAGCCCCGGCUGCGGCCCUAUCCCCAGCGGCAGCAGUAUUAGACAACCUGACCGCACCCACAACCACAGCCCCAGCCCAGGCACUCGACCGCGAACUCCCACUCCCACCCCCACUCCCGCACGCGCACGGGCUCAAAAGAGACCGACACCCUAUGAUAAGGCCUGAGACGGAUUGGGAGGAGAGGUUUGCCAAAAGAGCGAGGGUAGACGAGCGAGGACAGACUCCUGCCCGCAGAGGGGAUUUGAGUGCUCCCACGAGAGAGCACGCUGAUGCUGGAAGACCGACCAGUCGCUCGCCCCGCUCAGUACAUGCCACACGCUCGCCCCGCUCACCGUACACCCUCCGACCCUCUCCUCCUCCGUCCUACGCCAACCCAGCGCCGCCUGCGAAACCGGCACCGCUCCCCCCUCCAAUGUUACCGCUCAUGCCACCUCUUCCCUCUCUUCCUCCUGUACAAGAACGGAAGUUGUAUGGUCCCCCUCGCCCGCCGGGGAUGCACCGUCCUUCCUCGCCAGCACAGCGCGCAGCCUACUCCGGAGAGAACCCUCGGGAAGAGAGCCAGAAGUUCUCCUGCGACGAGAGCAGAGUGCCCCCGCCUGGCCCCUCUCCGCCCCUACCAAGGCAGGAAGACUCCCUUCCCGUAGGUCCCUCCCCCCUCCACCGGGGCGCGCCAUUCUCACUUCCUCCCCUGCAGCCUGUGCGCCCUGGUGCCCAUGCGCUGUACGACGAUUACCUGCAGAGUCGGGGUGAGAAGGCGGUGUUUCCCGACUCGUCCCACGCGGCUCGACCCCCCUCUACCUCCACCGCAGGGCUUGUGAAAAUUGAGAGCCCGACAGGGAGGUUCCCAUAUAGCGUCAUGUCUGCGCCUGAGGAGCACAAGCCGCAGAGGGAGGAGGGACCGCGCUUCCCGCUCUCGCACGAGAACGGGCCUAAUGGGGUUGGGGUGUAUCGACCUCCCCCCGGAGCCCCGGAAAGAGCCUAUCUGGAAUCACCCCCCGUUCGUCCGGUCUACGGGCCUCUGCGGGCAAACCCCGCGAACCUCCCCAUUCCGAGGGACGACGCCUUGCCCCCUCGGCGCGAGCGGGACAGGGACGGCAAGCGUGCAGGCCCCGGCGCGAAGAGGGAUGUGACACAGGCACAGGAACAACAUGUUGUCCAGCACCCGCCGCCUACCAGGCUGGACUACAAGGACGUGACGAUGCCUAUGUAUUCCCGUGCGCCUAUAAAGCAUGGGGGACAUAAUGCCCGCCGGGUCCAGCCGCCGGUGAUGAUGGUGAACCCUCAGCCUCCGUCGGAGCUCCCUUCGCCUACUCAGAGCCAGCCGCGCACUGCUCCCCUUAGCCAGGCAAACGGCGGACAUGGGCAUGGACAGCAUAGACACCAGAUGUCGAUCGAGGCUGAGUAUAGGGCGGAGAGGGAGAGGACGUGGGAGAGGGAUAAGCAGCUCGAGAUCGAGAGGUAUCCUGAUCUCGGCCGGCGUUCUUCUGGGCGGGAGGAGCCGCAUUCCCACCCACACUCGCAAGCCCCAGGUCCCGGUCCUAGUCCUGGUCAGGGUCAGGGAAGGAUCCAGACCCCCAUCCAGCAGUGGGGAAGGCAGGAAGAGCUCGAACGAGCAAGGAUGGCCAAGAAGGGUGAUGGGGAUGGGCUCCUCGGCGGGGACUGGCGGUACAAGGUCAAUCGGGAAUGGGAGGUUCAUAGGAGUAAAGGCCGGAGGGAACGAGAGCAUUCCCGCCCUGCAGCGGGGAACGAGGUCAUCAAACGCGAACCUGGGGUGUCUGACUUGGAGGGAUACUCGCACCCCUCACGAAUGGAGGAACCGAUCAUGCCUUAUGCGCAAGAACAUCGGCCGACUCCUGUUGAACGGCGGCCUUCUGGACCGGGGAUGGUGACUCCCCCUGGAUGGUGGAGACCAAGUGAGUCGCACCGGACGGAGGAGUCUGACCCUCCCCGCCCUCCCAGCCGGCCGCCCUUAACUGUUAACACCUCCUUUUCCGGGGCUUCACAGCGCUCUGAAACCCCUUCCCAAUCCCAGUCUCAUGCCCAAUCUGGAAAGACCAUUUCUGCCACCUCUACACCUCCCAUCCCUCCGACUCGCAGACUCCCGUCACGCUACUUUGUACCUGUUAUCCCCCGCCUGCCUAAUGGAGCGCCGGACCUUCCUCUCCAAGUCGGCAAAUGGAUGCUCAAGAACCUGGGCCAUGUUGUCCAGUACACCGGCUACUGGAACGCGCGGCAUAUCUGGCCCGUGGGGUUCCAGAGCGAAGUCAAAUACCUAUCGAUGAAAGAUCCCAGGCAGGACGUCUACUACACAUCUACAAUCCUCGCUUCGCACCCUUCUUUCCCCGGCCAUCCUGGUCCUGUUUUCCAGGUCGUGCCUGCUGAUCAGCCCGGUACGCCUAUCGUCCGUCUUUCCCCGCGCGACGCCUGGCGGGAAAUCGUCAAGCAGGCCGCGCGUGUGCGGGACAAGCUCCCCAAUCCUCACGUUAGCGGGACGGAGCAGUUUGGCCUGGCGAGCGCGGUGACCAAGUACCUUAUCCAAGAGCUGUCUGGCGCGGAGUCGUUGAGGGAAAAGGGGUACAACUGGGAGGAUAUCGCCGAGGAUCCGAAGCAGAACUUUGGGCAACGAAUGCCCGACAUACCCCAUCCUCCCUCCAAUGAUACUAACGAUGAUUACGUGCAAGUACAAGGGGAAGAUGGCGACGUCGUGAUGACUUAAUACCCCGCCGUCUCUCGCCAAGUUAUGAACGCAAGACGUACUAUGAAGCUCAACCUUUGCAACUUAUUCAAAGCUCAUUCGAAUAUGGGAUUCAACCCCCACCUCCGUUUCUGUUCCAUGAUUUUUGUGCACGAAAAUCUCUGAUGAUAACUGUUGUUGUACCACUAGAAAUCUUCAAU
Dacryopinax primogenitus is the source of this 4496-nucleotide messenger RNA. RefSeq lists its product as uncharacterized. Lineage: Eukaryota; Fungi; Basidiomycota; Dacrymycetes; Dacrymycetales; Dacrymycetaceae. The coding region runs from base 19 to 4317 and encodes 1432 amino acids. Gene Ontology annotation, cellular component: nucleus. The transcript has 4 exons. The record is from RefSeq and is a predicted model, not a curated record.